UACGCUUCCUCCCCUGGACCACUUCCAUGGUCUGAUCAAGAGACUUUGGAUCUCUUCUGUGUACUGCUGCUCAUCAUCAGUUAUGGCAUUCUCAGAGCUCUAUACCUCGCUAGUCUAUCUUGUGAAGAGCAAGGCAUCUCGAGAUAUGUUAAAGCCUCCACCAGGUCAUCAUAGGCAUACCCCUCUUCCAGCUCCUGCACUAGCUGCUGCGCUUAAUAUCUUCCAUCAACUGGUUAGUAAGGCCUGCCUCUUCUCUUCAUCAUUUCUCUGCUUGCUCACCAUGCAAUUCUUGAAGUAUGCUUUGAAGUCUAACCACAGUGUGUUCCCAUCAAACAAUGGGGUUGGUUUAAUCUUGGUUUUCCUUCCAAAUUGUGCUGACUCUAGAGCCAUCUCAUACAUGCCCAAUGCUUUCUCAGCAAAUUUAGCCUUUAUAGCCUGUCCUUGAUUGUCAUCUGAGCGCUGUACUAUUACUCUCGCAUCUUUAUAACAUUUGACCUCAGAGUUCCCAAACCUUUAAGACAUCAUUUGGGAUUCAGUUUAAUUCAAUUCUCUCUUACAGUGAGUCACAGGAUCUCCUCUCAUACCAGGAAUGUCUGUUGAAUAUAUAAGCAAAAAUGCCAAAACUUUAAGGAAACCCAACAAGAAA
This is a messenger RNA of Owenia fusiformis, 646 nucleotides long. The record is from the annotation of a GenBank genome assembly. Lineage: Eukaryota; Metazoa; Annelida; Polychaeta; Sabellida; Oweniidae.